Molecule: messenger RNA, 1048 nt
Organism: Zea mays
Lineage: Eukaryota; Viridiplantae; Streptophyta; Magnoliopsida; Poales; Poaceae
Exons: 1
Coding region: 95-880 (261 amino acids)
Source: RefSeq, marked validated
UUUUCCGUUUCCACCCCGCCUCGCUACCUUGGCGGUUUCCACCCGCACCCGGCUCGCCUCCUAUGGCCUUUGCCUCCCCACGCGGCCCGCCGGCAUGCCUCCUCUCGCCGAGCACGAGCUCGCGGCCGCGGCCGCCACCUCCGCGCUCGGCGUAGCCUUCGGGGUGCGCCUGCUCGUCGCCCUCUCCCGCUCCCGCGCGCUCAAGCCGCUGGCGGCCGCCACGUCCGCCGCCGCCGCCGCGCUCCGGACGCCGCGGGCGCUCGCCACCGCCUCCUCCCCUGUCGCCGCCAUCCUAGCCGCGUCCAAGGCCGCCUCCAAGUCGUACAAGGCGGCACGCACGCUCGGCCCCGCCGCCGCGCGCCUCCCCUCGCUCCCCUCCUCCAAGCGCCUCAAGGCCGCGCUCGCCGCCGCCUCGCUCCUCCGCCUCGCCGCCGCCGCGCCGGCGGGCCUCCACGCCGCGUCGCCCGCGGGCGUCGCCGUGCUCGCCGUCCUCAAGUCCAGCUACAAGCUCUCCAAGAACACCUCCAAGGUCGUCGAGGGCUUCCUCGGCCUCCAGCUGCACAAGGGCUUCAGGAACGGGAUCGACGCGCUCGGGGUGGUCGUCAAGGUCGCCGUCAUUGUCUCUGAGGUCGCCGUCUGGGUCGGGGCCCGAUUCUGGGGUUAUGGGCGCGCUCGCUGCGUCAUGUUCCUCGGCUUCACCAGACCCACUGGCUUAGUCCUGCUUGGCUGUAGCAAAUCUGAGCCCCAGGUUGCACUAUUCGAUCCGGUUAUAGUUGGGAUGGAUGCUCAGGGGUGCGAAUUGGAGGAGCGAGGGCUCUCAGAAUUGUUCUCUCUUGCUGUGCCAGUGCCCCAGGCCACAACAUUAAUGACUAUGAGUUAGCCUUACCACAUAGCUGUUUGUACAUUUGCUUCUAUCAGAUGAUUUUUUGAUCCACUGCGUGCAACUAUAUUCUUGUAUAAUCAACAAGUGUGGGUGAACAAACUGUACAGCAAUUGAAGGAUCCAAAUGCAUUGACUUAAACGAUAAAAUCUUGUCUGGCAGAGCAAA